Messenger RNA from Fusarium coffeatum, 2235 nucleotides. RefSeq lists its product as uncharacterized. Lineage: Eukaryota; Fungi; Ascomycota; Sordariomycetes; Hypocreales; Nectriaceae. The record is from RefSeq and is a predicted model, not a curated record. Bases 1 to 2235 code for a protein of 744 amino acids. The transcript has 3 exons.
AUGGAAAGCCGCAAAUUUCAGCCAAUAUCUGUCGGGAAAUGCUAUGCACAAACCGCUACUGAUCGGUUUGGCGAUGGCGCUAAAGCCGCCGUUCGUGAUCGCGAACUGGUGACUCUAGGCCUUCAUCCCCAGAGCACCGAAGUGCCCUUUGUUUGGCCUCCGGCUGGUAGCGACUCGGACGACGAGAGGCAUAGCGGAACUUCUAUAUAUCGAUUGAUACCAUCCAUGCAGAAGUUUAGAGGGAACCUGACUGCACUCUCCCAAGUGUACAAUCUUUACUUCUCUGCAUACCAAGGCCGAAUAUUUGUUUACCGACCCCGCACCGCCCCGAGUCAAUCGCUGCCGAGCCAGCCUGAUUUACAACUCAAGCCCAAAGCCAGCGAUGUGGCCCAGCUGGUAGGAGGUGCAGUCGACGUAUCUAGACCACACACGAUUAACCAUAUGAUAAUUGGGUUUCUCGGAGACGAAGAAAUAGUUCUUGCGUGCUACGACGAUGGCGACGUGGUUGCAUACUACACCAAAGACCUUGCGAAACGGAUCUUCACAUGUCGUGGUACAUCUGAUGUGUUGCACAAAUCAGCCCCGGAACAAUUCUUUCAUGAGAAUACUGGCAUAUCAGCUUGGGGCUUGUCUAUACAUCAAAAAUCACGGUUGAUCGCUGUCAGCUCGAAUCAUCACGAGGUAGUUGUCUUCGCCCUCGCCUUGACCCAGAAUCCUCCGAGUCACAGGACAGCCAUCACGCCACAGCCAGCUACACAGACACGUACCCGUAAUUGGCGUAUUGUGAUCCGAUUGCCCCCAGCCGCGGAUAAUAUCCCAAAUAUCUGUUUUAUAGACGACUGUCACGGCAAUGCUCAGCGAGUGGGUGCUGUUGAUAUUAAGGGAAAUCUGUGGCUCGCAGAUAUUUGGCAAGGAAACACAGGUCCAAUUCAGGUUCGACCGUUAUCCGGCUUCCUAAUUAGAAGUGAGGAAUUUUACCCGGCUCUCUCUAGGGGUUGGGGCGUAUUUGCUCUUGACGAAAGGGACUUCUUGAAAGUCAAGACAAAAGAAGAGCUAUUUGGUAUACCCGAAAACCAGACUGAAAAUGUGCCAGUAGGCAACGGCUGUAGCCAACAGCUAGUGAAUAUCAGAAAGGCCCUUUCUGAAAUCCCCGAUAAUCCACACUUAGCCCCGUUUCCUCUGUCAGCGAGGGAGCCGAUCCUCCUCGGCCCCGGUGCAGGCAUGCCGUUGCCUUGGGGCCCAGCCUUAUUUCAGACGGGUUUUGCGAUGCCAGAUGGAACAGGACUAGGCAGCGAUGGAAGCGACGCAGGGGAGGAUGAGCUGGAGGAAGAUACCGAGGAAAGCGAAGGCGAAGGUGACUCGGAAGGCUCAGAAAUCGACAUGGAGGCAGACAUUUUUAUACCUGAUUGGAGCUCAAACCAUACGCAGCAGGUCGACGGCAGUCUUCCAGACAACUUGUAUGGGUGGGAUACGAGAUUGAACCAAGAGGGCUUCAAAGGUCAAGACGCUUCUGGGAACAACGCAAACCCCCACAAUCUCGACAUGACAUACUUCCCUCACAGCAACACGGUGCAUCCAACACCUCGAAGUGCGCUCAAAAUGCUUGCUUUUGUGCGGAGUGGGAAAUCCACUGAGCGUAACCGACAUCCCCUAACGUCGCCGGAUCACCUGGAAGAUCUUGGGAAAAAGCUAUUUCUGUUACGAACUUACGAGAAAGAUAUCGAGCUGCGUUCAUUUGCGUCAAAUACAAGUGAAAACUCACCGCCAGAGUUUGGAGUCAUUUGUCCAGACGCCCUGACAUUUGGACGUUUCCGGAACGUCGGCCUUAGGGGGCAUUUCCAUGCAACAAGUAGGAUGAACAUGAUUGCUAUGGUGCCCGAGCUUUCCCUCAUGGUCAUUGGGUCGCCCAUUGGACGUGUUGUGCUCAUAACACUGACACGAAGAGCUCGCACUGGUGAGCAUGAUCAGGGUAGCUGGGAACACGGAUUUCGAGUAGAGUGGGUGCUACCGACAAAGUCCGAUGAGGACAAACAUCGCAAGGUCAAAAACCUGCGACCUUUGCACGGGAUGGCCUUGGGGCCCGUUCAGGUGGGCGAUGAUGUCGGAGGCAAAGUCGGAGGUGGAGGUCCAGCGAUGCCACGGCGAUAUCGGCUGAUGUUGCACUAUCGAAACCACGAUAUCUUAUCUUAUGAAUUAACGCGCGAGGAGCAAACAGGCAAACUAUGCAUUUUCUGA